GUUGGAGGGAGAGGGGGGUACGGAGCCAGCCAGGCCGCCGGUUCCCAUAGCUGCGGAGCAGAGCGUGCUGCCAUGGCGCUGGCCAGGCCACGGACCCGGGACCCCAGGCUCCCAGCCCCUUUCUUGCUGCUGAUGCUGCUCUGGGCCCCUGCCCUUGCCCUCCUGUCCGGAACAGAGCCUUCAGAGGCUCGGAGUGCCUGUGCCUCAGACCCAUGCUCUCCAGGGACCCAGUGCCAGGCUACGGAGAGCGGCUACACCUGCGGGCCCACCGAGCCCCAGGGCUGUGCCACCCAGCCCUGCUACCACGGCGCGCUGUGUGUGCCCCAGGGUCCAGGUCCUAACGACUUCCGCUGUUACUGUGUGCCCGGGUUCCAGGGCCCCCGCUGUGAGUUGGACAUCGAUGAGUGUGCCUCCCGGCCCUGCCACCACGGGGCCACCUGCCGCAACCUGGCCGAUCGAUACGAGUGCCACUGCCCUCUGGACUAUGCAGGCGUGAACUGCGAGGUGGAGGUGGACCAGUGCGCCUCGGCGCCCUGCCUGCACGGGGGCUCGUGCCUGGACGGCGUGGGCUCCUACCGCUGCUACAGCGGCGAGCUGUGUGAGGUGGACGAGGACGAGUGUGCAGCAGGCCCCUGCCAGCACGGGGGCCAAUGCCUGCAGCGCUCUGACCCGGCCCUCUACGGGGGCGCCCAGGCCGCCUUCCCCGGCGCCUUCAGCUUCCGCCAUGCUGCUGGCUUCCUGUGCCGCUGCCCUCCAGGCUUUGAGGGGGACGACUGCAGCAUGGACGUGGACGAGUGUGCCUCCGGGCCAUGCCUCGGUGGAGGCAGCUGCCAAGACCUGCCCAACGGCUUUCGGUGUCACUGUCCAAGUGGCUACACAGGCCUGACGUGUCAGGAGGAAGUGGACGAAUGCCUGUCGGAGCCUUGCCUCCACGGGGGGACCUGUGAUGACAUCAUGGCAGGCUACACCUGCCGGUGCCCGGAGGACUGGGGUGGGCAUGACUGCUCUGUGCAGCUCACUGGCUGCCAGGGCCACACUUGCCCACUGGCUGCGACCUGCAUCCCUACCUUUGAGUCUGGAGUCCACAGUUAUGUCUGCCGCUGCCCCCCUGGUACCCACGGACCUGCUUGUGGCCAGAAUACCACCUUCUCCAUGGUGGCUGGGAACCCUGUGCGGGCAUCAGUACCAGCCGGUGGGCCCCUGGGUCUGGCACUGAGGUUUCGCACCACCCUACCUGCUGGUGCCCUGGCCACUCGCACUGAUACCCAGGACAGCCUGGAGCUGGAGCUGGCACUGGUGGCAGCCACACUUGAGGCCACGCUCUGGAGCCACGGCAGUCCUGUUCUAGUCCUGAGGCUGCCAGACCUGGCCCUAAAUGACGGCCACUGGCACCGAGUGGAGGUGACACUCCGCCUCGAGGUCCUGGAGCUGCGGCUCUGGCAUGAAGGCUGCCCUGCCCAGCUCUGCGUGGCCUCCAGCUCUGUGCCCCAGGCUCCUACGGCUUCCCCGGCCACGCCGCCUGCCGGGUUCCGCUCUGUCCAGCUGGGCGGUGCAGACUUUGCAGGCUGCCUCCAGGACGUCCAUGUGGAUGGGCACCUCCUGCUGCCUGAAGAUCUUGGGGAGAACGUCCUGCUAGGCUGCAGGCGCCACGAGCAGUGUCAGCCUCUGUCCUGUGCCCACGGGGGGGCCUGCGUGGACCUGUGGACUCACUUCCAUUGCGACUGCCCCCGGCCCUACAGUGGACCCACAUGUGCUGAUGAGGUUCCUGCAGCCACAUUCGGCUUGGGGGGCGCCCUGAGUUCUGCAUCCUUCCUGGUCCCUCGGCUGCCAGGCCCCAACCUCACGGUGUCCUUCCUCCUCCGCACUCGGGAACCUGCUGGCCUGCUGCUCCAACUUGCCGGCGACUUGGCAGCUGUCCUGACGGUGUUCCUGAGCGAGGGCCAGAUCCGGGCCGAGGGGCGGGGCGGUCCUGCUCUGGUGCUGCCCGGACCCUGGGACGAUGGGCUCCGCCGCCUGGUGACACUCAGCUUCGGGUCUGAGCAGCUGCAGGGCUCGGGGCUGCAGGUGCAUGUGGGUGGGAGACGCCUCCCUGCGGACGCCCAGCCUUGGGGUGGGCCCUUCCGCGGCUGCCUCCAGGACCUGCGACUCAAUGGCCUCCACCUCCCCUUCUUUCCGCUGCCGCUGGGGAACGCAAGCCAGCCCCGCGAGCUGGGCAGCAGGCAGGCCUGGAACCUCACCGCGGGCUGCGUCUCUGAGGACCUGUGCAGGCCCAGCCCCUGUCUCAAUGGUGGGACUUGCCUGGUCACCUGGAAUGACUUCCACUGCACCUGCCCUGCCAACUUCACAGGGCCCACGUGUGCCCAGCAGCUGUGGUGUCCUGGCCAGCCCUGCCUCCCGCCUGCCACCUGUGAGGAGGUCCCUGAUGGCUUUGAGGUGGCCCUGAAUCCACAGAUGCCAACACAGGGGCUCUGCUGGCCUGUGCUGGAGGGGCUGAGGGUGGGCAAGCCCCAGGCGUCCUGCCCCCAGUCCAGCCUGUUUCUCCCCAGGUCGCAGGUCCUGCCAGAGGGGUGCCGCCUGAAUGUCACCUGCCCAGAUGGCAGCCCGUGUGAGGGUGGGCCUCAGGGUGCCAACUGCAGCUGCCAGGAGGGCUUUGCUGGCCAGAGGUGUCAGCUCUCCUGUGAAGCCAACCCCUGCCUGAAUGGGGGCACCUGCCGGGUGGCUGCUGGGGCGUACGAAUGUGUCUGCAGCGCAAGGUUCUCGGGCCAGUUCUGUGAAGUGGUGAAGGACCUGCCGCUGCCACUGCCGUUCCCGCUGCUGGAGGUGGCAGUGCCUGCAGCCUGUGCCUGCCUCCUCCUCCUCCUCUUGGGCCUCCUCUCAGGGAUCCUGGCAGCCAGAAAGCGCCGCCAGUCAGAGGGCACCUACAGCCCGAGCCAGCAGGAGGUGGCCGGGGCCCGGCUGGAGAUGGACAGUGUCCUCAAGGUGCCGCCCGAGGAGAGACUCAUCUAGGCCUGGCUGCCAGCACCAGCACCUACGAGGCCACGGACAAUUUCCACCUGGAUACCCUAGGAGGCCGCUUCCAGGAGGCCUUUGGGACGUGGCUGCCCCUUCCAGGCCUUGGGAGCUGGUGUAGGGCCCAGCAUACCUGUUGGGAAGUGUCCCCUCUGCUGGCACCCCCUGCCUCUGUCCCACCGUGGACUGAGGAAAAGGGGGGCACUCAGGGCAGCAGAGAGGGCCUGGCAAGGCUGGACGAAUCCCUCGGACCCACCAGGCCUUGCCUCAGCAGAUGUGCAGCUGUGCAGGGCAGGGCAGGGCACACGUGAUGCACAGGGCGUGUUCAGGAGUGUGUGUGUGUGUGUGUGUGUGCGCGUGCGCGCACGGUAUGGCUGUGUACCUGGGGACUGUUGAUCUACAGAUAUGGGUGUGUGUGCUGGACUGGGCUCGUGGGCGUGUCCACGUCUUUGCUGUGUGUGCAGGUGACUGUAGUGGGUGCAGGCCAUCCCACGAGGGGACGGCUGGGCGGUGGGGACCUUCACCGCUCGGGCAGGGGCAAGCCAAGGCCGCACACUCUUGUGGAGGCCAGACCAGGGCUUGCCCAAGGACCAAGGCCCCAGUCCCAGUCUCCCUCCUCUGGAGGCAGCUGGGGAAUCAGGGAGGCCACAGCCAGCGGCCAGGUGCUCCCGGCUCCCUGAACAAAUGCUGCUUCAGGACCUGUCUGCAGGAACAGACCACGGCCAGGGCAGAGGAGGAGCGGAGGCGGGGAUGCUGCUGGUGUCUGGGCCAGGCAGCCUCCUCAGGGCCUGUCACCUGGAGAGGGGAGAGCAGCCCGCCCCCUCCCAGGCAGGGCUGUGAGGAUCAGUGGGGAUGACAGUGGGAAAGAACUUGAAGUCACUAAACUCGGGUCUGCUGUGAAGGCUGGCUGGGUGUCCUUUUAGGUGUCAGGAGUUGAGGGAAAGAUGGGGGGAAAGGGCUUCC
Molecule: messenger RNA, 3972 nt
Organism: Myotis brandtii (Brandt's bat)
Lineage: Eukaryota; Metazoa; Chordata; Mammalia; Chiroptera; Vespertilionidae
Gene: CRB2
Product: crumbs family member 2
Exons: 11
Coding region: 73-3006 (977 amino acids)
Biological process (GO): establishment or maintenance of epithelial cell apical/basal polarity; heterophilic cell-cell adhesion
Cellular component (GO): protein-containing complex; plasma membrane
Molecular function (GO): calcium ion binding
Source: RefSeq, a predicted model, not a curated record